AUGUCAUCAGCUAAAGAUAAACACAUUGUCAUGGAUCUGCUCAUUAAAACUCUUACUGUUUCAUAGGAAUCACCGAGUUCAUUCAAAAUUUGCUGGGGCAGAGGUAUAUUGAAAUUGAUAAUUAUUUUAAGGUGCCAAGAAAAUGCUUAAGGAUAAAUAUUUGGGUAAACAGCUUUUGAUAUCGCCCAAUAUGCCCCUUAGCUUGAAGAUGAGUAAUAUGCAAGUGAUCCUAAUAAUAAACUUAAACUUCCAUUGAACCUUCCACUGCUGUCAGAAUCCUAACAACCAUCAGAUUCAUCAUUGGAAAUUACUAUCAUUCUUGGCUAUUAAAAAGCGACAUUAGAAAGAUAGUAAACAACUCCUGAGUAAAAAUAAAAGUUACAAAGACAACAGCUAGAAUAAAGCCAUAAAAAGAAACAAUAAGACAUUGAAAAUAACAAUCAAAAGCUAACAUAGGAGAUACUAUUCCAAGAUAUGAAGUUGAAAGGUUAGUAAGAGGAGUAUGAUUCAAUUAUGGAACAGUAUAACAGUAAAUUAGAGUCAUUGAUAUAGCAAGAGAUUUAACUUGGAAACGUCAUAAAUUUAUUGAACUAGGAGAUCGAAAACAGCUAGAAUUAGUUUGAUUAAAUGAGUCAUUCUCUCAACUCUGGAGAUCCUGAGCUAGAUCGAAUUGAGACUGAGAUAAGAAACAAAGAAAAGAAUAUUCAAGACAUUAAAGAUUAAAUGAAAGAUCUGAAUAGUGAAAACAACAAAUUUCAAAUUUAAAUGUAAGAAUUUAGACUGUUAAAUAUUUAGAAAACUUUGGAAAUCUUUACUGGGAAAAAUAAACAAAAUUGA
This is a messenger RNA of Stylonychia lemnae, 837 nucleotides long. Lineage: Eukaryota; Ciliophora; Spirotrichea; Sporadotrichida; Oxytrichidae. The record is from the annotation of a GenBank genome assembly.